CUUACCUACCUGACUCGUACUCCAAAAAUCAGUCAGCCAGACCUGGGCACAGUUGAAACAACAAAAAUUUAGAGGAAAAUAUUUUUUAAUCGCAAGGAAACAAAAUGGUAAACUUUGUUUAUCCCGAGGAGCUUUACUUUUUCGUUGAGAGUAUUCGCGCGUUCGAGGUGCGCGACGUUGGCAGCAGCAAAUGGCUCGAGGUCCACGAGAUGGUCAUCAAGCUGAGCCAGCAGGCGGCCUACGAGGCGUCCCAGAACCGUGAAGAGGAGGUCAAAGAGUUCCUGAUUUCACGGGACAAGCUGCGCUUGCUGAUACACGAGGCCUUCUGCGUGAAUCUGUGGAAGACUCGGGUGCUACCGCAUCUGUUGGAGAUCGACCCGAAUCCCCAGGCUACAUUUCUCAUCUACACGGUGAUGUACCAUGAGGCGGCGCUGGUGGCUCUGUUGGACAUGUGCCUCUACCACCCCAGUGGCUGUGAGACGCUGCAGGAAUCGGUGCUGGAUCUCAUCGACUACUGUGGCCACUCGGUGGCCCAGGUGAUUGGGCUCGUCAGCAUGGGCUACCACGAGAACGAGUCAAAGGUGGACGUUGACGAAGCUGUGCUCACCGAGCUGGAGCGCCAGAAGCGCAAUUUCGUAUACAAGAUCGGCCUACGCUCCAUCUCCAUUCUUAACUACUUGGCCGACAACGUGUCGCUGUUUCACCUGAGCGCCGCUCGUCGCAUGUUGUUUACCCACGACAUCCCCUGGCUAAUGGUUGAUGUGCUCUGCUUCCGUCCCUGGCAGCGUAAGACCAGCAAGGGGCUACAGAAGUUUAUCGACGAGAAGUGGACCAAUGUGGAGGAUGCCGCCAAGAUAGUCAAGCCCGAGGCCCAGGCCUGGUUCUGUGUGCAUCAGUUGCUUCUCAAUCCCCAGGUCAUGGAGAACUACGAGCUGAACGAGGCGCGUUGCAAGCAGCUGUCGAAGCUCUUGGGUCUAAUGCACGAAACCCUCUUGGACCAGUUGCCCGUGCUCAUUGGGCUGAAGCAAUUCCUUAGCCGCUUGACCCUCAGCGGCAAUACAACGGCCAAAUUGCAGCCUCUUCUGUUGGAAGAUCUGCCCCAAAUACAAAACGACCUGACCAAGGAGGUUGAUCGCGAAGGUGGCUUCUAUCAGAUAGCCCAGGCCCAGGAUUCCUUGUUUCUCAGCCGGGACAAGAAGCAGAUCUGUGACCUGGCCAGCCGCUUGAGUGCUGCCUACGGCACAGAGCUCUUGUGCGAACUAGAGCAGAAUAUGGCCGAUCUGAACGUGCAGGAGGGAAAUCCGGUGUCCCAACCGGAUUCUGGGGCUGGAGGCGACACGGCAUCAGGAGAGCAGAUAAAAAAGUGCGCCACUUGCCUGGUUUUGGCCAAAAAGAUGUGCGCCAACUGCAAGAAGGUCCACUAUUGCUCGCGUGAGUGCCAACUCAAGGACUGGGCAAAUCACAAGACUGCCUGCCUGGACAGUUCUUAAUUUGAUAUUUCGUCUUUUUUCAGUUAAUAUAGUUUCGUUAAUAUAGAACAUUCCAAAAAUGUAAAA
Molecule: messenger RNA, 1556 nt
Organism: Drosophila pseudoobscura
Lineage: Eukaryota; Metazoa; Arthropoda; Insecta; Diptera; Drosophilidae
Gene: Zmynd10
Product: zinc finger MYND-type containing 10
Exons: 3
Coding region: 105-1490 (461 amino acids)
Biological process (GO): outer dynein arm assembly; motile cilium assembly; inner dynein arm assembly
Cellular component (GO): centriolar satellite; cytoplasm
Source: RefSeq, a predicted model, not a curated record